UGUCAGCUGACCGACUCACAGGUGGGGGGGUCGUGGACACCUUCGGGGGCUGUUGGUCUCUCCCUCCACCUUGUGAAAUGGUUUAAGGUGGCAGCCUCCCCACCCCCACCCGCCCCACCAUGUUCCUCCACCUGCUGGGGCAGCGAGCACCCUACGGGGCCUCCGGCCUUCCUUGGACAGCCAGGUCACCUCCCACGGCCCACACAGCCGCCAUCAGGGACUGUGGCAGGACCGGGGUUUCGGGAGCUCUAAUCAGCCGCCUUCCAACGCCAUCCUCAGCACCCCCCUCACCUGGUAACCUGUCUGCGGGCCCCAGCCUCUCAAACCUUGCCUCCCUGGGGCGCUUUUGUUGACUCUUCAUCACAAAGUGCAGGUUCAUCCCCUGGCUGGUCAGCCUGAGCCUUUCCACGCCUGAUCUAGUCAUCCUCCCAGUUACCUGUUUAUGGUUCAGAAACCAGCCUUGGGGCCGAGGUAACCUGCCCAGAGCUGAGAUGUUUAGUCAAACUUUAUUAUUAUUAUUUAUAUAGCAAACGUAGAAUUUGCCAUUUAAGCCACGUUUUAAGUGUGUGACUUGGCGGCCUUGAUUUCAUUCACAGUGCUGUUUGUGCGGCCAUCACUACUAUUUCCAAAAUGUUUUCAUGAUGCCGACCAGAAAUGUUAUACCCAUUUCAUUACCAGUCACUGCCCAGCCCCGUCCGGGCCUCCCCAAGCCCCUGGUAGCCUCUACUUUCUGCUGCUGUGAUCUUGCCAAUUCUAGAUGUUCCACAUAAGGGGAAUCUGGCUUAUUUCCCUCAGCCUAAUGUCUUCCCAGUCCGUCCGUGUUGGAUGUAGUCUGUGUCAGUAUUUCAUUCCUUUUUUUGGGGUGGGGUUGCUUGUAGUUUAUCUGGGAGUCAGUUCCAGGGAGCGGGAUUAAGCGAGGUGGCAUUGUGAAAUGGAGAAGUGGGACAUUCAGUCUAAGGGUUUUAAAUCGAGGUAUAAUUGACCUGUCAUGGUAUUUACUAGCUUCAGGUGUACAACGUAAUGGUUUCAUGUUUGUUUAUUGCAGAAUGAUCACUAAGUCUAGUUAACACCCUUCACCACACAUAGUUUUUUUUUUUCUUUAAGUUCUUGGAUGAGAAAAGUUCUUGAGAACUUUCAAAAAUCUGCUUUCUUAGCAGCUUUUAAAUAUGCAGCAGUCAACAUUCUGUACAUUAUAUCCGCAUGACUUACUUUAUAACUGCAAGUUUCAUUCUUUUCUAAGGCUGAAUAAUAUUCCAUUGUGUGGAUGGACCACAUUUUGUUUAUCCAGGCAUUAGCUGAUGGACACUUGGGUUGUUUCCACCUUCUGGCUGUUGUGAAUAGUUCUAUGAACGUGAGUGGGCAGGUCUCUGUGUCCGUGAGCUAAACUCUGGGGUAUGUAUUUAGGAGUGGAAUUGCUGGAUCACAUGGUAGUUCCGUGUUUCGUGUUUGGAAGAACUGCCUGAUUGUUUUUCAAGAUGGCUGCACCAUUUUGCUUUUCUACCAGCAACAUACAAAUAAGGGUUCCACUUUCCUUGAGCCUCACAGCACUUGUUACUCUGGUUUUGAGUCCAGCCAUCCUGGCCGGUGUGAGGUGGGAGCUCACUGCAUCCCCUGGUGACUAACUGUGUCUGUUAGUCUAUUUUCAUCUGCUUAUUGGACAGGUGCACAUCUUUGGAGAAAUGUCUAUUCAGGUCCUUUGCCCAUUUUUCUUUUUUGAUUGUCUAUCUUUUUGCUGUUGGGCUGUAGGAGAUCUUUAUCUAUUCUGGUUACUAAACCGUCAUCCAGAGCUGGAUUUUGACACUGCUCUGGAGGCUCCCCCCGGGGCACUGUGGCCGCCUGGAGCCCCGGUUAAGCGGACCGAGGUGUAUUACCAGCCCUGGGCUUGCUUGCUCUCUCCCACGUUCUGCUUUGAUGCUCAUACUGUGGCCACCAUCCUCGUAGACCUGAUUGGGUGGUGUCUUUGGUGGCUUCAGGGAGAGGGCUCCUGGGAUGAAAGGGCCCAGGCAGUUUUUCAGAGCUUGGAGCCUGGGGGUGGCCUCAGCAGUUGGGGGACAGCAGCUGGAAUGGGAGCAGGGGGUGGGGGUGUGGGGUUCGGACCCUGGCCACUGGCAGGCUGUCUUGUGGCUGUGUGGGACCCUUGGACUGGGUCAAAACCACCGCAGCUGCCAGAUGAGUGAAGGCUGAAUGGGAGCACUGGUGUGUAGAUGGCAGGGGGAACGCUGUCUGGGGGAUUCUGGGGGCUUCCUGGGCAGAGAUGUGGGAACCCUGACCCCCCAGCCUCUCCAGCAGACGCGAGCUGUCCCACCAUCAGGGCCAGGACCGUUCGGUGGGGACAGACACUCUGUGAGGCACAUCAUGCCCAUGCUGUGUCAUACACGGACCCAGAGAGGGUGGGAACUCACUGUGGCCACACAGCAAGAUCAAGACUGACCCCGAGAUGGGCUUGUGGCUUUGCAGCUCGGGCAGGAGGAUUUGGAGCCUGCGUCUCCCUUCUGACGGGGCAGAAUUCCCUUGCCCUUGUCGUGUGUCUCUCUGCAUACCCCCAGGGACAGGCAGCUCACCACCUCCCAAGCAGCCUAUUCCAUUGCUGGCUGAGUGGCUCUGACAGAAAGUUCUUUGGGCUGGGAGGAGGGAGGAGCUGUCACACCCUCCCUGAGCACAAAAGGGAAGUGAUUUCCUGGGUCUCUGGGAAAGAGCAGGCAGGACUGGACCCUGGCCUGGCUGGUUCCCCUUAGGGCUCAGUCUCUGCUGCGAUCCUGGAGACCCUCUUCACCCGGUGCCCUGGGACAAACACCAGCCUCAGAGUCCCCAUCAGCAUCAGGGCACUGGCCCUGCCUCUGAGGGAACCAAAGGACAGGGCAGACCUGGGGUGGGGGAGCGACCGUCCCUUUGAGCAUGUGAUGUCCCCCCAUCACCCCCUCUGCCAGGCAGAGGUUUCUAGAAGGCAGUCUUGUCCAGGGCAUCCACCCCACUCAGCUUUUCUAUUCUACAGGGUUGGACCACUCCUGGGCUGGGAAGGCCCUCCCUCCCCUGCUUGGGUACCUCCCACUCUCAUUGUUUUCCCCUUUUCUGUAGAACAAAAUAUAGAAAAGUACAAAAGAUACUAUAACAAACAUCCACCACCCAAAAUACACACAUUCAACAUUUUAUCAUGUUUCCUUCAGAUCUUGUUUGUUUUAAGAACGGAAACUCUCAAAGCCAGAGCCCUCCACAGCCCCCUCCCCUGGACCCCCACCCUUUUCCAGGGGCCUGAGUUCUGGGCAUCCAGGCUGCCUGUCCCUGCCCCACUAGCCCGCAGCCCGCAGCUGUGCGUGCGCAGCCACGCGGGCGGUUCACCUGCAGCUCUCUCUCUGCAGCUGCUUUGAUUUUGGGCAUUAUGUUUCUGGGGCCAUGAGGACGCCUGUUCUUUAUUUAGGCUGGUGGCAAAGACCUCCACUGUGGGAAGUCUCCCUAGAGCCCCCCAGGUGGCGGGGAGGCCGGACCGCCUGCCUCUGCACGCGCACAGAUCGGGCUGUUCCUGGGCCCCAAAGAGCAGUGCCAGGUCUUUGAGUCUGAAGGGGCGAGGGCAUUUCUGUGUCACUGCCUGGGGGUUAAAUGGGUAGUGGAGGGAGGGAGGGAAGAUCGCAGGAGAAAUGGAAGGAGGGAGGGAAAGGGGGAGGGGCUAGCAUGCAGCUGGGACCCAGGCAGCCAGCACCAGUGUCACCUCCUCUCCUGGUCCUUCCUGCAGCCAAGUACCCGGCCAUCAAGGCCCUGAUGCGACCAGACCCUCAUCUCAAGUGGACAGUGCUGGGGCUGGUGCUGGCGCAGCUGCUGGCCUGCUGGCUGGUGCGGGGGCUGGCAUGGCGCUGGCUGUUCUUCUGGGCCUACACCUUCGGGGGCUGCGUGAACCACUCGCUGACGCUGGCCAUCCACGACAUCUCGCACAACACGGCCUUCGGCACGGGCCGCGCCGCCCACAACCGCUGGUUCGCCAUCUUUGCCAACCUGCCCAUAGGCUUGCCCUACGCCGCCUCCUUCAAGAAGUACCACGUGGACCACCACCGCUACCUGGGCGGCGACGGGCUGGACGUGGACGUGCCCACGCGCCUGGAGGGCUGGCUCUUCUGCACGCCGGCCCGCAAGCUGCUCUGGCUGCUGCUGCAGCCCUUCUUCUACUCGCUGCGGCCGCUCUGCGUGCACCCCAAGGCCAUGACCCGCAUGGAGGUGCUCAACGCCCUGGUGCAGCUGGCAGCCAACGCCACAAUCUUCUCCCUCUGGGGGCUCAAGUCCAUGGUCUACCUGCUGGCCAGCUCCAUACUGGGCCUGGGCCUGCACCCCAUCUCCGGCCACUUUGUGGCCGAGCACUACAUGUUCCUCAAGGGCCACGAGACCUACUCCUACUACGGGCCCCUCAACUGGAUCACCUUCAAUGUGGGCUACCACGUGGAGCACCAUGACUUCCCCAGCAUCCCGGGCUGCAACCUGCCCCUGGUGCGGAAGAUCGCGCCCGAGUACUACGACCACCUGCCCCAGCACCACUCGUGGGUGAAGGUGCUCUGGGAUUUUGUGUUUGAGGACUCCCUGGGGCCCUUCGCCCGGGUGAAGAGGGUGUACAAGCUGGCAGAAGACCCCCUGUGAGCCUGACAGCUGGGGCCUGGCGUGGAUGGACCCUGCCGUGCGCUGGCCCUGCUGAGGGCGGCUGGGGCCGAAGGUGGGAGCGGCCUGUGUGCUCUGGUUGCUGCCCGGCCCCACCCCGCCCGCCUGCUGCAGAGCUGGCUGUCACCUGUCCCCCCUCGGCCCACUGCCCAGAACUGGUUUGGCUGCAUUUGAUUCCUGCACCUUGGGCUGCUGCUCUUGUCCCUGGGAGCCCCGAGACCACGGGACAGUGGGCACGGACGGCAGCCUGGAGGCGCUUGGCCUGCACACAGGCUCGCCGUCCACCUCAGGCCCGGCCCUCCCUUUCUGGGCCACACGGGGCGAGGACCGGCCCUGCCCCGGGCACGCUGUGCCUGUGGUCUCCAGGGAACUGAUUUCUCUGGCAUUCCCAUGCCCUAAAUUGAACCCAGCGUUUGUUUUCAUGUCCACAGAUCGUGCUUCUGAGGCGUGGGCUCAGCUCCUGUCAGGCAGGGCCAGGGCCUCAGUGCGCCUCCCUCCUGGGGACGACUACCUGGCCCUCAGGCACGGCUGCUGCCGGCGCCUUGGGUCUGAGGUGGCAUUCCCCCAGGGCCCUGCCGUGGUGGGUGGCUGGCCUCGGGGCAUGGGCAGAAGGCUUCCCGCUCGCCCUGGAGGUCCACAUGGCUCCGAAGCCCCUCAUCACUAGCCUUCCCUCCUCUCCGCUCGGCUGAGCGCUGCAGACACCACCUCCCCCUGGCCCAGGGGUCUGCUCCUGCACGAGUCCCUGCUCCACCCUGAGCCCCCGCCCUCACCUGCUCAGCUGUGGGGCUCGAGAGCAGGUACCACAGGCCCGACAGUGGGUAGACAGGUGGUUGGACAGGUGACUUCCAGCUCUGAUGGAAGAAGGCUGGUGUCCUUGGUGUCUCUGUGAAGUGGGACAUGGCUUGUUCCGACUGCUGGGGGCUGCUGGCACAGCUGAGGCCUAGGGAGGCAUCUUUUUUGUCAGCCCCUUGGCCCUAAGGGCUGCACUGGGGUGGGCUGGGGCCUUGGUCUCCCCGAGGGAGGCAGGCAGAGGGGUGCCUGGGCCAGGCCCUCUGGCCAGAUGAAGGGGUGUGGGUGCAGCCCUGCAGCUCCCACCGCAGCCCAGGGAGACAGUCUUCCCUUGUAGACUUAAGGCUGAGGAGGCUGAGGACCAGCCCCUAGGGGUGUGCGGGGCUGGGCUGUUAGUGACCGGGGAGAGGGACGGCUGGGAGGAAGGCACACAGCAGCCCCCGCCCCCCUGCUGCCCGAGACCUGGCAGGUGCUGAGCAAGGACUUCCCACCCAGGGCUGGGAGUGGCCUCACGUGGUGCCAGGCACCCUUGUACCUGAAUGGUCUGACUACUGAGAUGGCCCAGGGAAGAGGCCCUCGGACUUGCUGGGGGAGGGACAUGCACUCGGCCUGGGAGUACUUUGAGCCUGGGCGGCGGCCCCGCCUUGUGCACACAGGCCCGCCAGGCCUGGGGGAGCCCUGGAGAGCCCAGCUGAGCCUCACAAACGCUCUGUGUCUGCCAGCGUGCUUCUCUGCAGACUGGGCAGAGAGGCAUGGCCAGGCCUUGCCCGUCAGCCUGGGGAGAGGGGAGCACCCCACACCAUCUGCCAGCUCCUACUCCCCAAGGCUGCGAGACUCCGGGGUUCCUGGACCUCAGGAAGCGGAGGGCAGAAGGAGAGGGGGCAGCUCUUGGAGCUGUGGGACCUGCCAGCCCGGGGUUAAAACUGCUCACCUCCUAACAAGCAGAACAGCUCCAGGCCUGUCCUUUAGGUUGCUGGGAGCACAGGGGGAGACAGUACGUCCAGAACCUGCCAGGAAAUAGUUGUUCCCUUGCCAUUAGCCAGACCGGGGGCCCUGCCUCAUCACCUCCUCCCAAGAUCCCCAGCGGACGGCUGGGCCAGAGCUGGGCACACUGCUGUGUUGUGUUGUGGGGGCCGUGGGAUGGUCACAGGAUUUCAAAGCUUUUCCACCAGCUGGGGCCUCCUCCCGGCCCAGAGGCAGCGGUCGCCCAGGCCGAAAGCCAGCCCCUCUCUGGCUCGGAUGGGGAACUUGCAUGGUCUGCGAAGUGCCUCAGGUGGGCAUACGGGCUGCCCCUGCUGACAUGGGGGCGGGAACCCGUGUCCUCCCUGGAGGAUGCAGGGGACUCUGGGCCAGAGCAGAGACAAAGUCUACCUUCCAUUCCCGUACCACCGUGCUGAGCCCGAGUCCCAGGGCCCCUACCUGUGUGGUAGGUGGAGCAGGUACACUCUCCAGGCCCCUCUGAUGUCCCAGGCAUGGGCGUCACUCAGGGCCCAUCUCCCUGGAGGAGGCUGGGGGGUGGCGGGGGGCCCUGCCGGAAGUGCCUGGGCUGCCCCAGCUCACCCUCCCCACCCCUCGUGUCUGGCUCAGCCCAGCUGCACCUCAAGGACCCCGAGGUGCUCCUGCUACCCUGGGCACCACCACCCCCAAAAAGGGGCCUCCCCAGCCAGGAGUGACCACGAGCCGGCGUGAGAGAGCAAGCCGGAGCCAGGGGUGUGGACAGUAAGCAUUUAUUACCACGGGGACACAGACGGCGCGGUGCGUGGACAGACCCUCACCACUGUGGGGCUGGGAAGGAGCUGUUGGACAGUGGCCUCCGCGCCGAGGCGCUACCAGUGGCACCUAGAAGGAAACUUGAAACCAUCUAAUGAAGCGCGUGACUCAGGGUGUCUUCUCUAUAAACCGAAAGAAAUGUACACUUAAAUAGGCAAAUAUAAAAUACAAAAAAAGGUGAAUAGACCUGCUGUUCUGUGUCAGGUUGAAUCUAAAAAAAUCCAGGAAUUGAA
Vicugna pacos (alpaca) is the source of this 7427-nucleotide messenger RNA. Lineage: Eukaryota; Metazoa; Chordata; Mammalia; Artiodactyla; Camelidae. The record is from RefSeq and is a predicted model, not a curated record.